AAAACAGGAAAAGUAUUAGAAUUAGGGCUUCUGAACCCUCACUCAUAUACGUAGUCCUUGGUUUCUCCUACAUGGUACUUUUCUUUCGACGGCACUAGUGGCUUGGGAGCGCUCCCGUCCUCAGCCCUACUACCUUUCCUGCGAGACGAGGCAAAAAUGCCAAAGCAAAUCCAUGAGAUCAAGGAUUUCCUUCUGACUGCUAGAAGGAAGGAUGCACGCUCUGUUAAGAUCAAGAAAGACAAGGAUGUGGUGAAGUUUAAAGUUCGCUGCUCUAAGUACCUUUACACACUUUGUGUGUUCGACAAAGAGAAGGCUGACAAGUUGAAGCAAUCCCUUCCUCCAGGUUUGAGUGUGCAGGACGUGUAAAGAGAGGCAGUACCUCCCAGAGUGUUUUUGCUAGUGCCAUGAGAAGUUGAGAGAUAUCUUAUGCGUUUUUAUUUUCAUGCUUCGAAUUGUUAGACCUUAAUUUCAUUACACUGCAGCAGCCCUUAGUUAACAGAAAAAUUGCAUUUUCUUUCGGCAUGACGUGUAGACUGGACUUGGUGUUACAUCUUAAUAAAAACUCAUUUCAAAAGACUUUAUUUA
Carya illinoinensis is the source of this 585-nucleotide messenger RNA. RefSeq names its product 60S ribosomal protein L38-like. Gene Ontology annotation, biological process: protein-RNA complex assembly; translation. The coding region runs from base 157 to 366 and encodes 69 amino acids. Gene Ontology annotation, cellular component: ribosome; cytosolic large ribosomal subunit. Gene Ontology annotation, molecular function: structural constituent of ribosome. Lineage: Eukaryota; Viridiplantae; Streptophyta; Magnoliopsida; Fagales; Juglandaceae. The record is from RefSeq and is a predicted model, not a curated record. The transcript has 3 exons.